UUUAUUUUGUUGAAUAUGAGUUGAUGUAAAAUGAAAAAUAGCUCAUAAGCAAAUCUAAUGCAGAAAAAUAAAAAGUAUUUCGCAAAAGACGCAUUAGGAAAGUCGUUUCAGCACAAAUUUAAUAAAGAAAAAUUUUGAAAGGCGAAAAAGGUUGAAAUACAAACGUUGGAGCUGUGAAAACAGACGUGUAGAUAUUGAAGCGACAGCUACGCACUUAAAGGCAAAAAGUGAGACUACAAUACACUCAAUUAGUGCUGUGUUUGGUCCUAGUCAUGAACCGCUGUGUCUUACCAGCAUGGGAUCAGUUACCCUUUGUCGUGCUGGGUAAAAUAUACAACUACCUGGAACCACAAGAUCGAUUAAACGCGUCGCAAACAUGCCGUCUCUGGCGUGGGGUGCUUUUCCAAAAGAGAUUUUUUAACAAUUUUAAGUUCACAUUACAAAUAAACAAUGAACGACAAUACACGUUUUUUCGGCAAACCCUUUGUAAUUUGGCAACUGAAGUUACCAUUAAUUUUGACUUUAUGAACGUUUUCCAUAUCGAGAAAGUAAGAAAAAUCCUAUACAGGAUCGCACGUUGUAAUAAUCUGCGAGGUUUACAUUUCUCCACAAGUAAUAUGGGCAUAAUCGCCCCUGGGAUUAAAAAUAAGGAAAAACUUAUCGAUAUUGAACAAUGUUUCAUAGAGCCUCUGAAAAUGUUUUUAAAUCGUAAAAAUUAUCCAUGUAAAAUAUUGGACUUAGGUGCGAUUGAAGCUUUAACCUACUAUGGCUUUGAAAUACUAAAAUCCUUAGGCAAACCUGACGCAUUGCUCCAGUUAACUCUGGCUUCAAUUAAGUUCGACUCCUGUAAUUAUGCCAUACCUACCAUAGAGCCUUCGUUGUUACAAAAAUGCUCUUCACUGCAGGCUUUAUCGCUUGAUUACGAUUGUUUAAACGAGAAUCUAUUGCAUGCCAUGGAAAUACUACCAUUGAAAAAGCUUUUAAUCUGUGUUCACAAUGUAAACCGUCAACAUCCUGGUAUAUCCAAUAAAUCUUGGGCUCGAUUUGGAGCUACUUUUCCCAAUAUCGAUUUAAUUGUGUCAUUAGUAUACGCAUUUGAAGCGGUUGAAGUGCUGCAAGUACGCAUACUGCGACGUAGUAUGCCUAUAACACAUUUGCGCGUGCUAUUUUGUGACAUUAUGAACGCAGAGGCCUUAGAUUGGAUGUCUAUCAAUAAUAGCAGCACGCUGAAGAGUAUACAGUGGAUAGAUUCAGCAUACAAACAUUCCAAUAAAAAUGUGAUGGACUUGUUUAUACGAUCCGGUCAAGAUCCCUUCGUUAUGAUGGCUUGGCGUUGCAAAAAUUUGGAGGAAAUCGUAAUACAUGGCUAUGUAAUAGAUCCUCAUAAUAUCGUUGGUAUGUCACGUCUGCGCGGCAAAUCCCUUAAGCGCCUAGAAAUAUCAAUGAUUGACCAAACUCCAACAGAAGCAAGCAUGGACUCGUUCAUAGAUGAAAUCAAUACAUUGCUUGGCCACAAAUGGGAACCCAUACCCCCAAAUAAAUUACAUCCAGCACUCGGUUAUAUGCCAGUGACAGAUGAUGUACGUGAUAAAUACGUCUUCGAUCUCAUGCGCAGUGAUAUGGGCUAUUAAGAUUAAUUGAACAACUUAAGCGAAUUUAGGUUAACUAUAGAUUUAUAACGAACAGAGAAAGUAUGUAAAGUAAUAAUACAUAUUCAUUAAAAACAACAUAUAUGAGCGCAAAAACGACGUGCAAAGCGAAAAUACAUUAGCAAUGUAGCUCCACAGAGACAAAAACCACAACCAAAGUAAAAGUAAAAGUUGAAAUAUAAAAGCAUUGCAGUGAUACUUUUUUCAAUAACUUUAAAUCACAUUUAGUAUGUUAAUGGUAAAUCCAAACAACUAUCAUUUGGAAAACCGUAUUGAAAAGCAAGAUUUAGUAUAAAAAAUAACAAAAAACGAAAAAUGUGGAAGCAUCAAAACUCAAUUACCUACAUAUUCAUUACUAUAUAAAUAUAUAUCUUUAGGCGAUUAUAGUUUAAGAAAAAACAAUAACAACCACUCUUAUACUAGAAGAGGGACAAAUUAAUUUGUAAUUAAAUAUAUGACAUUGACAUUGACUCAAGUGAAACACAAACCUAACAAGAAAAAGAUCCUUAUAAAAUCACAAAUCGCUCCAGGAGAAAACAAUUUAUUGGCAAUGGAAACCAUAAAGAAAACAUCGACCAAUAACGGUGUCGGAAUGCCACAACAUCUAAUAAGAGCCAUGGAAGUCUAACUACAAGCCGGACUUAUCCUCAGAUGUUAUUACUCCAUAUUAUUCAAAGCAUUCUAAUUGUUUAUUUAUAGUACGAAUAUUACACCGGAAUAUUGUAACAACAAAAACAAGAACGUAUUGUAGAUUUCACUAAAGCAGCGAAAGUAAUUAUUUCAUAAUUUUUAUAUAGACCUACAUAUACACACAUAAACUAAUAAGUAUUGUGUUAUAUAUGAAAAGCUCACAUAUAUUCCAUAUUAUUUUAUUUCUUUGUUUUAUAAAAAAAUAACUAUAAAGAAAAUAAUUUUACUUGACUUGUAAGUUUCUAUAAUUGGGUCACUAAAUAACAGAAAAGAAUAACAGUUGCACAUAACUUAAAAUUUACGUUAAUUUAUUGCCAAUAACGGAAUUAUUUAAUACUUAUAUUUAUGUUCAUCCUCACAAUUUAGGGCUUAUUAGCUGCAGGAAUAAUUACAAUUACAUUCGAAAAUUUUGAUUUCAAAACUAAAAAAAAAUAUAAAGCUGUGCUAGUUAAAUUUAGUUAUUUCGAAAAUGUAAACAUGAAAAGCAUGGAAUGUAAAUAUAUAAAUAACAUCGAAUAUAUAAAAAGAAAUCAAAAAAGUAGCAACAUAUUAGGCAAAGGUGCCGAUUUACAACUCCCAAAAGCACCCGUAGAAAAAUAAAAAUUGUAAUAUGUAUUUAUAUUUUUGUGAAUCUUUAUAUAAUUAAUGUAAAUGCAUAAUAUUUCUUAACCGCAUUUUUGUUCACAAUACACAUACUACUGUUACAAUUAUUAUAGACAUAAUUUAAUAGAACACUGCACUGUAAACAACAAAAAAAAGCAUGUGCAUUUGAUAACAACUAAACGCAUUCAAAAGUAUAUUUUACACAUGAAAAAUUUGUUUGAAAUUAAACGCUUAUUUGUAUGUAAUUUGUUCAGCGACAAAUUGUUUUAAGAAAACUGUAUAUUUAUGUAACUGUGUGUAACCAUUCUACAAGUGUAAACGAGAUUCAAAAGACUUAAGACCAUUAUGAAUGUUAUGAUCAAGAACAAGCGAACGUUAAUUUAAAGUUAAUAUGACGAAAUUCAUGGAAUUCGAAUUGAAGUGAAUGGAAAUCUCUAAGAAAAACAAACUGAACAAAUAUUGAAAAACAACAACAUUAAUAUUUUGUUUAAUGUGAAACAAAGCUGUGAUUUUAUGCAAGCCAGCAUACGUUAAGAAUGCAACAACAAAAAAACGACAAACAACAACAACAAAUCCAUUGUAAGAUGAACAAAUAUUAUAAUUAAAAUGUUUAGAUUAGUUAAGUAAACAUUUGUUGACAGCAAUUAAUAAACAAAUAUCGAUAUGUAUGUGCGUACAGAGGGCAGAGAGCUAAAUUUUACAACAACAUGUGUUAUACAAUUUUAAAGCCUAAUAGAACAAAAGUCUCAUACCGUAAACAGAAUACACUUUUACAAAUAAAGAAUGAAAUGGUUGGUCAUGAGUAAUGUUCGAAUAAUCCAAAACAUAUCUUUAGAAAGGAAAACAUUUACUUAUAACAGUCAACUUUAAGCUCAGCACUGACAUAUGUAUGUAUGUAUAUGCAUGUGUUUCGAACAACUUUUAAGUACAUAUAGUGUGCCUGAUAAAUUUUCAAAUUAUAUUUAUUUGACUUAUAUGUUAAUUUUAUAGCAUUCCAAAUCUUUUUAUAAGCCUGAGAGCAUUUUACAAAAACUAUAUACGUAUACAUUUUUAUAUUAGCCAGAAUUAGAAAAAAAAUCCUUGAAUACAACAAUUUUGGAUGAUUAAAAAUACGUGCUGUUCGGAUUAUAUAGGCCGAUCUUGUCAUCACCAAAUUAUAAUUUUUUUUUGAUUAUAAAAAUAUCUUUAAAGGGCACAACAAAGAACAUAUGUCUUUUUUAUAUGUAACUUACAAAUGCCACCUUUACCUGUGUACUGUUAUUUACCAUUUACAAAAUAAGAUCAUCUAAAUUAGUAUUAUUACAAUUAUAAUUUAUUUUAAUUGAAGCUCUCUGCUCAAUCAAGCAGAAAAUAUGUUAGUUACCUUUACAUAAUAAGCUCAAAUGUCAACAAUGCUCAAAAGAUGCUGGUAAAGUGUGCAUAUUUGUUUGAAAGUAGACCACAUAAAGUGUUAGAAGUGUAUAUAAAACCAAAUUUAACAGCAUGAACCUGUUUUUAGGAACCUUACGCGGUACAAACUUAGAAAAAAUUCCAACUACUCAGUACCAAAAUGCACGAAUAAAAUAAAAACACACACACAAAAGCAGAGUAUGCAUUAUGAAAAGCGAAAAACAAAACAUAACCAACAACCAACAAAUUGUGAUGCAAAGUAUAAUUAUGAAUAUAUCAACCAAGUAAUUUAGCGAGGAGAGAAUUGAAAGACAAACAACAAAUUUAUUAACAGCUUCUGUAUGUCAAUAAAAUAAGAACAAAUGCAGCCAGGGCAAAUGGUAAAUAUUAUAUGUAUAUUAUAGUACGUACACAACACAAUUGUACCAAUGUACUCGUAUAUGUAUGUAUGGGCAAACAAAUGUACAUACAUAUGUAUUAUGCAAUUUAAUUGAUAUGUGAUAUGCGUCCGCCAUAACAACAAUAAGUUAGCGGCAAGCAACAACCUACUACAAAAACAAGCAAACGCAACAUCUAAACAAAGAGUGUUUUAAGUGAUAUUAACUAUUUAAUAAAAAAACAACGUGAAGAACAACAACAAUUAUAGUAAUAGCAUUGUAAAUUGUAAAAUGGCAAAAGAGCUUUUAAUAUAGCUUUUAAAGAAGAACAGAAUUAAAAACAAACAGAAAGGCAGUAUGUAAAGUUUGCCAAAUCAAUAAAUAAACAACAUUGUGCUAUAGAAAGUGUUAAGAGAAGCAGCAAUCAAUAAAUCAAUGUGAUCCUUAAUGAUUAUAACUUGAAAUCAAACUGCUUAAGACAUAAGAAAAGAGCAUUUCAUUUACUAGUGUUCCACAAACAAAAACUGAAACUGAGCAGCCAAAAAGAUUUGUGAAUCUGUAUUCUUAUUUUAUUUUUUUUUUUUGAAGCAUUAACCCGUGACGCCCUAAAAAUAAAUAAAUUUCUUUAACAGUUUUUUGUGCCAUAGCAACUUGUUAAAACUUACGGGAUUAUCUUUACAAAAUAAUUGAAGAUGAUAUCCUUGUACAUAGUGAUUGCGUAAGAUUUCGUUCCAUUUCCAGAAGUCAGUAUUACAUUUUAAAUGAUUCAAUAAUAUAUAUAAGGUUGUACCGUUAGCACAGAAACAACAAUUUGACAUCUGGCUAACACUCAUAAUGUCGAAAUUAAAUAUUCCAUCCAUUCGCGUUGAAUACCAAUAUAUUAAAACAGAUUCCAAAAUCAUCAAAAUGUAAACAAAAAAGACUAGAGAAUAAAAUAAAAAGAUAUUUUGACAGUAAAGAUUAAAAAGAAAGAAGAAACACUUUUCUAGCAAUACCUCUUUAUAUGAUUGACUCAUGACAUUCAACAAAUAAAUCGGUUGAUAGCUAUAUACCAUUCUUCAGUUGUUGGAGGAAGAGAUACGUAAAAAUUUUCUAAAAAAUUAAUAAAAAUUAAAAAGAUUAUAGAUUCACAAUAUUUUUGGUUUUUAAAGUUGAGCGAGCUGCACAAAUAUUUUGUGAAACUUUUAUAUAUACAUAUGUUUUCAAUAUUUUGGUCAACGUUUGAUUUCAAUGUUUAGGUUAAAAUUUUUGGUAUUAUUAGAAAACUGUUCAAUACUAUAUAAAUGUGUACUAAAACGAUAUCUUUCAAUAGAAAAAUAAUGAAUAUUUACAAAAAAAGUUUCUUGAAAAAGGUUAUAAUUUUUUUAUUUAGUGUUGAUGUUUUGUCAUCCUUUAAUUAAUGAAUUAUUUUAUAAUAUGAAUUAAACAAUUUGAUAUGAUUUUAUAUUAAAAAAAAAUAUUAAAUAAAUUUCUAAAUUAAUAUAUGUACGUUCGGAAUUUUAUUACCUUUUUAAUUUUUUUUAGUCCUUCUUUUUUUGUCGAUAUGAGAAGUUUAGGUUCAGUUAACGCUAUCUUGUUGACCUGGUUAAUACAUAUUUGAUAAUAUGUCCAGAAUUUUGUAUUGAAACAAAGGCGAAGCUGUUUUGUGGGCGAAGCCAUAGAAUCCUACAAUUGGAAUUUCAGUUCUAAUUCAAAAGCGGCAAAAAGACAUUAUAUAAAAAAAAGUUGUGUAAAAUAUAUGUAAUUAAAAAGCCGUUACGAUAGCUGUAAAGUAAAAGAAAAAAAAACAUUUUUUUUUAAAUAAUCCAUAUUUCAUUCUUAUUUGAAAUCAUACUCCAGUGAGAGGAGGUUAUAGACUUUUGGCUAUAGUCGUGCAGCUGGAUUAUUGUAAGGAAAACCAAAUUAUUUUUUCUUUUCAUGAUUUUAGAUUUCUGUUGAAAGAUAUCGUUUAAAUACAUCAUUUCAAUGGAGAGCUAUGUACUUCUGAAAUUGAAUGUGAAUAUUAGUAGCGAAGGUCGUUAAGACAUACAACAUACGCUUAUAAGAAAAUCAAUUUAAGCAAAUAAAAAUAUUAACAACAAAUAUUAACGACACCGAUAUACUAUGUAUGUAUAUACACAAACACUUACAUCCUUAUAUAUACAUAUAUAUAUAUAUAUACUUAAUGUAGGUACAUAUAAAAUUGUUAUAACAACAACAUGAAUGAUAAGAAAUGAUAAAAUCAUUAAGUGGAGCUGUGAUAAUCAAAUUAAACGGAGAAAUGAUAAACAACAUCCGAAAAAUUAAGAUUUGAAAUAAAAAUAAGCUAAAGACCCCAGAAAAAAACUGAAUUAUACGAGAGCAUUAGCGUGAUUAGCGUAUGGAAUAUGUGAACGUUACAAAUUUUCAGCUCGAAUUACCAUACACCUUAACUGUUAAUCGCAAUUACAUACAUAUGUAUAUAAAAUGGCGAUAGUUGAGUAUUAGAGAAAGAAAUAAUCACAUUACGUGCAAUUUAAAAAGAGAAAAUGAAAACAAAAUCACAAUAAAUCGUUAUUUAUUAUUUAUAACUAUUAUUGUAUAAGAAACAAGAAUUGUCAAAAAUUGUAGAGAUAAAGUAAACAAAAUUUAGUCAAAUGGAAAUGUUAAGCAAAUAUUUGCCUACUAGCGGCCGUAAAUAUUCGUUUCGAUAUGCGUGGAAAGCGAAUAUGUGGCAAACCCAUAUGCCUCCGAGUACUUUUGUUUGUAUUAGUCCAUUAAAGGAGGCUUUUUGUCCCACAUUCAAACGCACCUAUCUUAUUUAUGUUUUUCACCUUUACGGAUUGCCAAAAUUUUGCAUUAUAUCAUACAAACUUUAAACGAAAUCACCAACAAAUAUAAUAUCUAUAAAAUAUUUAAAUAAUUUGUUAUCAUUACGAAAAUAAAUAUUUUUGAAAAACUAAUUUUCACAGAAAUUUGGAGAAGUUAAUGUGAAAAUCGGGGUAAAGGAUUUAAGAUACUGCUAACUCUAGCUUUACGGUCGCUAUUGCUUAGGAUUAAACGACACCGCCAUUUUUAUAAUAAUUUGCUGUAAUAUUUUACGAUUAUCUGAAAAUCGUAAUAACCUAAAAACACCUACUGAAAAAUUUUAAAUUUUAAUUUUUAAUAAUUAUUUUAAUAUUCGAUUUCUCUAAUUGCGUUCAGAGCAGCUUAUUCCAAGAUCGACCUGUGUUCUGUGCAUUGCCCAUAUGAAUUUAAAUAAAAUGUAAUAUGCGAUAAUAAUUAUAAAGUGUUUCCUUUUACUAUGUAAUUUUAUGUAAAUAAAAAUUUUGUUUUAUUUCCAUUUAAAAAACCUCGUUUUCGUAAAUUUAGAAAUGCAUAAAACCAAUUAUAAUACUUUAUAGUCAUUGAUCGGAGCUGGAGUUAACUCAGUAAGUAUUUAGUGCAAUAAACAAUAAAUGUAUAAUUCGGAAAGUUUGACUAAACGACUCAUCUCGAGUCAGUAUUUUUAUUCUCUCAAACCAUAACUGGAAUUAUUCCUAAACGAAUUUCAAAUGAACUAUUAUCAUCUUGCCAAAUCGGUUGUUUUGUCAAAAGUGCCCUUACGCAAAUGAAAUAUUAAUAAUGGUGGGAAUAAUUAAACAUUUGUUUGCUUACUUCCUACUAAAUAUUUUUUUAUAUGGAAAAUAAGCUAAGUAAAGUUUAACCGAAAAAAAAUUUAUGAAAGAUAUAUAAAUUUAUAAAUUUUGUACAUAUGUAUGUACAUAAGCGUGAAUCUAUUGGUUGGAUAUGACUAAGCACUUAAUUGAGAAAGGAGUUUAGUUUUGGGAUCUAAUUAGCGUAACCGUAUUUCGGUAUAAUUUCACCGUGGUUACUCGCAUCGAAACCGUAACAAUGACCUUUCAUUGGUUACCUCACCCUCCAUAAUCGAUCUGAUAACAAGAAAGUCAGUAGAAAACGUGCGUAUUGAUUAAGAGCAAGGAAAAGGCCUCUUUUGGCUAUAGGUAUGCUUGCUCACACGUUAUUUGUUUUUUACUUGCUUUUACUCUCAUCGAUAAAUGACAGUUACUCAUACGCACCCUGCACUCGCGGUGACAGCUUAAAUUAACGCCAAUGUUUACAUUACCGCCAAGCGAAAAGAGUCUUUUAACAAAAAUACAUUGGAUAGCACAUAAGUGAACACAUAGAUAUUCGCAUAAACAGUUUAUUAUUCGUCACUCAUGCUCAAUUCUGCAGCAUUUGUUGUAAAGAGAAAAGUUCUUCAUUGAACUCAUUUUGUUUGGGUUAUGUCAUCCGAAAUGUGAACGAAUUCACGUACAAAUGCUGCACAUUCUUCCUGAGUACGAUAUACGG
Bactrocera dorsalis (oriental fruit fly) is the source of this 9019-nucleotide messenger RNA. RefSeq names its product F-box only protein 33. The transcript is spliced from 10 exons. Gene Ontology annotation, cellular component: SCF ubiquitin ligase complex. The record is from RefSeq and is a predicted model, not a curated record. Bases 273 to 1631 code for a protein of 452 amino acids. NCBI's taxonomy places the organism in Eukaryota, Metazoa, Arthropoda, Insecta, Diptera, Tephritidae. Gene Ontology annotation, biological process: positive regulation of protein ubiquitination; SCF-dependent proteasomal ubiquitin-dependent protein catabolic process. Gene Ontology annotation, molecular function: protein binding.